This is a messenger RNA of Electrophorus electricus (electric eel), 1151 nucleotides long. RefSeq names its product COMM domain containing 7 (gene commd7). Lineage: Eukaryota; Metazoa; Chordata; Actinopteri; Gymnotiformes; Gymnotidae. The record is from RefSeq and is a predicted model, not a curated record. Gene Ontology annotation, biological process: negative regulation of DNA-templated transcription; tumor necrosis factor-mediated signaling pathway. Gene Ontology annotation, molecular function: NF-kappaB binding.
AUUUUUUGGCGGAAGUCUUGAACCAGAUGUGAAAGGCAAACUACAAUAAUAAUCAACUUAUGAGCCAAAUAGAAAUAAUGUUGCAGUUGCAUUUUACUAAAGACACAUUGCCCGAUAAUGUGAGCAAUGAUUUUCAGACAUUGAAUAAAUUCAGUGAACAGCAAUUUGCGAGCUUGAUGGAUUUAAUAUACCAGUUCCUGUUAGAGCCUAAAGAGUUGGAGCGUUUCCUGGUGCAGCUGAGUGAGUUUGCAGGAGAGAAUGGCAUGGGUCCAGGCCCACUCAGAGGCCUAAUAAAGAGCGUUCUCCUACUUCCACACGGCGCUCUGAAGAAGAAUCUGACAACCGAACAAGUAAAGGAGGACUUGCUUACAUUGGGGUUGAGUGAAGACAAGGCCGUUCACUUCUCUGACCAGUGGAGGGUGCACUACCCUGUGUUGUCUAGGCUGGCAAUAGGACAGACGCUGAUGGUCAAUCAGUUGGUUGAUAUGGAGUGGAAGUUUGGUGUCACUGUAGGAACAAGUGAGCUGCAGAAGGCCGGAAACAUCUUCCUACAGCUCAAGCUUGUGGUCAGAAAAGGAAACACCACAGAAAACAUUUACAUGGAACUGACCCUGCCCCAGUUCUAUAAUUUCCUUCAUGAGAUGGAACGGGCCAAAGCAUGUAUGGACUGCUUCACCUGAGGGCACUGAGCACUUUAUCCUGGAACUCUCCAAAUGACACUGUCACUGAAUCACAGAGACCGUUGAAUGUGUGUGUGCAUGAAUGAAGGCAUAUUUUUCUGUAUGUUUGUGUUUCUAUAUGCUUGAGUAUAUCAGUGGUUCCAUGCACAGAGCAGUUAAUUCCAUGUUGAUUCCUGAGUUCAUUCCCGAGCCUUUAAUGAAUGAGCCUAAAAUGAAAAUGCCAUGUUUCACUUUUCCAUAAAUCUCAUUUAGGCAAGUAAAACUGACUCAAUCAUUAAUUCCCUUUUGAUCAUUUAUUUUCUCACCAGUGUUAGGCAUUUCAAGAGGAUAUUUUUAACAAAUUCAAAUGGUUGAUUAAAUUACAAAGAGUGCAUGUGCAAUUGUAUUCAUCCAUGUGACUAAAUGCAUCUAUUAUCCAAUUAGCCAAGCACUCAGAAAUAAAUUCAUGCCCAUUUCUUUUUCUCUUCUGCA